UAAUUCAGCGUACAACGGUGUUCUUAACAGAUUAACGUGUACGAGUGUCAAUUGAUUGGCGAUCAGUUCACGCAAAGUGUUGAAGCUGUAUAAUUAGCGGAAGAAAUUUCUUAUACAGCGAACGAUAGACGAAGUCGCGUUCAAAAACUAUUAUAAAAUCGCUUCCGUCGAAUAGUAACAUUUAAUCCUAAUAAUUCCCGAAUGGCAGGACGAGGAGUUUGGCGCUGUUAUUCACUCUUGCUUUUCCUGGCGAAAUGUAUAAGCGGUUUUGGUAUCGAACAGUCAUUCACCAUAUAUAUGGAUGUCGGUAACGAUAUUGAAAAUGUCAUAAAAUGGGGCACUACCUGUGAAGCGAAGCAAACUAAUAUGGAAAGUAUUCUACAAAGGAAUAUUUGGGAACUGAAGGAAUCGGAAAGGAAAUUAAAUGAAAAAAUUUCAAAUUCGAAUUCAAAAAUUGCAAAUUUGGAAAAGCGAGUGGAUUCAUUCGAACAAAAAUUAAUCUUAAUGGAAAACACUUUGCAAAGCACAAUUUGGGAAUGCAAGAAGAAAGAAGAGGAAUUGAAAAAUAGCAUUUCAAAAUUGAGCUCUGCAGUGAAUGCGUUAAACUCUAAAUCUGAGAGCAGAGGCCAUGAACGACCACCACUUGAAAGGCCAUCGACUGUUCCUGGGAAUCAUCCAUCCGUCAAUCUACCUACCUUACCUACUUCACCUUCUGGUCCGAAGACAAACGUUCCAGACGUAGGCAGACUAGCUGAACAAGCUUGUGAAAAUACAAAACGAAACAAGCCACCAAUCUUAGCCAUUGAAAAUUUUUACUACAUGGCCAGUAUUGGGAUAAAACGUAUAUACAGUUAUCGUCACCGUUGUAUGGGUGCAUUGAUCGAAAAGCGUUUUGUAAUUGCUACAUCUCAAUGUUUAUCUAAGGUCGACGUUAAUGCGGUACGUUUGGGUUAUGCAAGAAAUGUGGAAGGCAAUGUUAAGAAAGUUCAUUUGCAUCCAAAAUUCUCUAGAUAUUCUAGAGACAACAGUUAUGUUGGUUUGGUUGAAUUGGAGAACGAAUUAUUGUAUUCCGCAAACCUAUAUCCGAUUUGUUUAUGUACAUCUCCAACUAUACCGCUAAAGGACGCUUACAUUUAUUAUGCAUAUUAUGAUGAAACUUCGAAGCUUAGCGCGGGACAAAUUCGUUCUCGAAUUGUCGCUUAUAAAAAUUGUUUGACACUUGGAGAGAGCCACCUGUCUAAUCUAAUAUGUACUGAAAAUGAUAACGGCACAACAAUUGAUAUGUACACCGCUUCUAAUGGACCCAUAGUUCUAUUGGCGAAUGGUAUAAAUGAUAAGGAUAGACUAAUUGCUGUAGAUUCGAAGAGUGAGAAUCGCGACGCUUCUUAUUUUUCCCAUCAAAUUAUUAGUGUCUAUGAUAAUUUGGAUUUCAUUGAGAAUAUUGUUUGGAAAGGUGAAUGAAAAUUUAUUUCAUUUUUUAUACAUAUGUAAAAAUUUAUAUAUUUCUAUACAUCGACGUUUUUUAUACAUAC
Molecule: messenger RNA, 1532 nt
Organism: Ceratitis capitata (Mediterranean fruit fly)
Lineage: Eukaryota; Metazoa; Arthropoda; Insecta; Diptera; Tephritidae
Exons: 9
Coding region: 202-1461 (419 amino acids)
Biological process (GO): proteolysis
Molecular function (GO): serine-type endopeptidase activity
Source: RefSeq, a predicted model, not a curated record